Cherax quadricarinatus is the source of this 2285-nucleotide messenger RNA. RefSeq names its product 3-oxo-5-alpha-steroid 4-dehydrogenase 1-like. The record is from RefSeq and is a predicted model, not a curated record. NCBI's taxonomy places the organism in Eukaryota, Metazoa, Arthropoda, Malacostraca, Decapoda, Parastacidae. Gene Ontology annotation, biological process: steroid metabolic process. Gene Ontology annotation, molecular function: 3-oxo-5-alpha-steroid 4-dehydrogenase activity. Gene Ontology annotation, cellular component: membrane.
CCCCAAUAACAACAACAAUAACCAUGACGUUCAUCCCAGAAGCAUUAAUACAGAGUUAUGUGUACCCUGUCUUCUUGGCCAGCAAUGAUGAGGAGUUAAUCACUCGCAUGUGUUACGGUACACUCAUAUAUGCCUUCCUCACACUAGUAUUGCCUGAGGCACCUUAUGGCAGGUACACCAACUACAAAUUUGGCUUCGGUGUUCCGGUGAAGCUGGCUUGGUGCCUGCAAGAAUGUCCUUCCUUCAUCAUCCCCGUGUGUUUGGUGGUGUAUGGCAAACAAACAGCAUAUAGAGGAGUGGUUAACCAAAUGUGUCUGGGCAUGUUUGUCAUGCAUUACUUUCAAAGGUCAUUCAUCUAUCCACUGGUGAUGAAGAGCCAGAGGCCGGUUCCUUUUCUUACUUUUUUUUGUGCAUUUUUAACCUGCUCUUAUAAUGGAAUUCUUCAUGGGCUCUAUUUUGUCAAUUUUUGCCACUACAAAAAUGAAGAAUGGAUGUAUAGUCCAACAUUUUACAUAGGAUUUGCAUUAUUUCUUUAUGGCAUGAAGAUCAACCUAGGGGCAGAUUCAACUUUGAAAAAUUUGAGAAGCGGAAACGAAACUGGCUACAAAAUACCAACUGGAGGAUUAUUUGAGAGAAUAUCGUGCCCCAAUUAUUUUGGUGAGAUUGUGGAAAUGUGGGGUUAUGCGUUGGCCAGCCUUGCUCCGCCCGCUGCUGCUCAUGCAGUGUUCACCACUCUUUUCUUAUCCAGGAGAGCACUUCAACACCAUCAGUGGUACUUAAAGAAGUUUGAAGACUAUCCAAAGAAUCGUAAGGCAAUAUUUCCAUUUCUUCUCUAAGACUGGACACCCUAAACCAACACACUGGCUGCUGGUUGUACUGUACUUGCCUCUGCAACACUUAUGAAAUAUUAUGUGAAUCACAUUGCACAAAAAUUACAUAGGCAUUAUUUUAUUUUUUACAUGGUUAAUUUUCCAUCAAGUCGGAGUGACCCAGGGAAGGAAAUAAACGACUUAAUAACUCACUUGCAAGAAUUCCCUGGACAUCUCUUAUCAGAUUAAGCUCUGAGCUGCUAAGAUAGAAGUAAACCAGUGACUGGUGCCUAAUGGCCCAUUAUUAUUAAUUAGAAAAGUGCAUGGGGUUAACAGAGAUAAAGCCCAGAGAGCUGAGAAGAGGUUAUUGAGAUGGUUAGUGCAUUUAGAGAGGAUGAAGCAGAAUAGAAUGACUAAGAGUGUGUGUAAAUCUAGACUGGAGUGAAGGAGAGAUAGGGGUCAUACCUGGAGUCUACCUAGAGAAUGUUUCAAGGGUCAAUGCCUUUGUGGCCCAGUUCCAGACUAGGCCUCCAAGUGAAUGACUUGACCAGCCAGGCUAUUAGUGCUUGCUACACUAAGUUCAAUAUAAGCACCACAGCCUGGCAGAUCACACAGUGACUUGAGAAACUUGUCCAGUUCUUUCUUGAAGACAGCAAUGGGUCUGUUAGUAAUCCCCUUUAUGUAUGAAGAGGGCAUUGAAAUGUUUUGAACUCUUCACACUUAUUGAGUUGUCUCUUAGUGUACUCAUUACACUUUCUCUUUACUUAGGAUAUUUGUACCAUCUACCAAGCCUCUUUCAUGGGGAAUGAUUUGCGUGUGUAGAGUUGGGACCAAUUCUAGAAGUACAGAUUGAGGGACUUGCAAUGUUUCCAGUAGUUUAGGUGCUUUACUGAAUCUAUGCAAGCAGUGAAGGUUAUCUACACAUUCUCCAGGUCUUCAAUUCUACCUGGCUUGAAUGGAGCUGUUAGAGUACAGCAGUACUCCAGUCUAGUGAGAGCAGAUGACCUAAAGAGUGUCAUCAUUGGCUUGGCAUCCUUUGUUUUGAAGAUUCUAGUUAUCCAACCUGUCAUUUUCCUUGCAGUUGAGAUAGUGACACUUGUCAUCCUUGAAGGUGAAAUCAUCUGUCAUAUUCAACCCUAGGUCUCUCACAUUACUCUUAUGCUCUAUUGAGUGAUUCAAGUGUCUUUUAUACUCCUUUCCUGUCUUUUCAUAGUAGAGUAACUGAAGGUUUUAAGUGCUAGGGGCUUGAGCAUCCAGCAAGCUUGUGUGAGUGUGGUAGAUGUGAAUGAGUGGUUUUUAUGGCUUGAUGUGCUAUUGGAGUGUGAGUAAAGUAACAUUUAUGAUGGGAUUCAGGGAAACUGGUUAGCUAGACUUGAGUCCUGGAGGUAGGAUGUACAAUACCUUCACCCUCAAGGAAAGGUGGGGAUAGUGCAGUUUGGAGAGUCACUUUAAUUGUGAUGUAUGUAAACAUUUGGC